Molecule: messenger RNA, 732 nt
Organism: Pediculus humanus corporis (human body louse)
Lineage: Eukaryota; Metazoa; Arthropoda; Insecta; Psocodea; Pediculidae
Exons: 4
Coding region: 1-732 (243 amino acids)
Source: RefSeq, a predicted model, not a curated record
AUGGUUGUAAAUUUUCAAGAAAAGUAUCCUUGGGCAAACAUUAAAAAAUUACCUGACUUUGUAUUAAGAUUAACAAAUUUAGCAAUACACCUCACCUUAAACGAUUCCAAACUUUUAAUUAUGCAUUCUGGUAAUGGAGUAAAUACUAAAGACAUUGACAUUAUGAUGAAUGUUGUAUCGAAAGCAAAACAAAAUGAAGAAGAAUCAAUGUUGAAUUAUGUGUUUCCAAUUGAUCAAUUCGAGUUGAUAAAAAAUGAAGUAACAGAUAAAUGUAUUGCAUUAAAACAAGAAAAUGAUGAACUUGAACAAGAAGUUAAUAAAUUAUUAAAAAGUUACAACAGUGAAGACUUUCAUACAUCAUCGGGAAAAAAUUUAAAUAUAAAUGAAGAAAAAUUAUCAAAAUUAAAUUUGAUUAAUCAAAAACUUUCUCAUUAUUAUAAAACAACCGAUGAAUUCUUAUCAAAAUUAAAUGGAAUAAAAAAUCCAAUUAAUUUAAAUGCUGAUGAUUUUAACCCGAGUAAUCAUCCAUUAAACAUAACAUCUGAAACACUAAGAGUUUGCGAACAAUUACAUGAUUUAUAUAAAAAUUUAAUAUUUUCAAAUCACAAUGAUAACAAUGAUGAUAAUGAUGAUGAAUAUUUAUAUGAAGAAAUAGUUAAAGUUAAAAAAAUGUUAAAAGAAGAAGUUGAAACUUACAAAACGUUUUUAAAUUCAUAUGAUGUUAAAACAUAA